Siniperca chuatsi (mandarin fish) is the source of this 3177-nucleotide messenger RNA. RefSeq names its product cytochrome P450 26A1 (gene cyp26a1). Gene Ontology annotation, molecular function: oxidoreductase activity, acting on paired donors, with incorporation or reduction of molecular oxygen; monooxygenase activity; heme binding. Lineage: Eukaryota; Metazoa; Chordata; Actinopteri; Centrarchiformes; Sinipercidae. The transcript has 7 exons. The record is from RefSeq and is a predicted model, not a curated record. The coding region runs from base 1114 to 2661 and encodes 515 amino acids. Gene Ontology annotation, biological process: sterol metabolic process.
AUCCAUCCAUGGUAGUGUGUCGGUGUAAAAGCAGCAGCCAAGCUGUCUCACUCUGACUGACACACACAAACGCACGAACACACGAACACACACAUCCUGACGUUAUGGCAGGUCGUAAAAACAAGAGUCCAAAUACAGAGUGAGGAUGUGGUGGCGCGCUCAUCAGAUGGGCGCCUGCUCGGUGUUUACUUUUCAUGUGGCGUAGCCCGGGGAUAACCUUGCGUGAUGCGUGUGUGUGUACGUGCGCGCGCGCGCCCGUCCCUCCGCUUGUCUCUGCUGACCCAAGUUUGAACCCGCUGACAGAGAUAUCAUUUUUAUAACACACACACACACGGGGGGGGUAAAGUCUUCUUUUAGAUUAGGACGCGGUUCAAUCUGUAAAGUGACUGACAGAACCUGAGUCAAGCAGAGGGCAGCGCUUCUUUCCAGCGAGGUGUUAAUCAUCAUUUCAUCUCUCAUAGUCGCUUCCCUGCCGCGUUGUUCCACUGGUAGGUCAGAGGGAAGGAUCAGGCGGGUCGUUUGAAUAAUUACAGCUACAUGGUGAAAGUAAGGUGCAUCCAAAUCCAAUUAUAAAAAGUGCGAUUGCAGGCACAGCCUGUAAAAAGAACUCAAAUCAAAUAAAAAGUAGGGCUCACUUUGAAUGGACCAGCGAGACCCACGGGGAGAGGGAUUAAGACAUUCUUCAACCCGGAGCCUCUUUUCCAUUUUCUGAAGCAGUUGAAAUGUGCUGCUUAAAAGCUUUUUGCUCUUGAAUGCAGGCCGCCCUGCAGGCAUGAUUAGCUACUGAUCCUACAAGCGGGGCUUAAACCAAGGCAAUGAGUGUGUAAACUAGCUGCCUUGCCAACAAAGGCGUCUUGGGACGCGCUUCCAUUGUCUCGGAAGGGCUCAUCACCUUUUUUCAGUGAAAUCCGCCGCGGAUUGUCUGCGUGCAACAGGAGGUAGGGAUUAAAGAUGCGGCCCCUGGAACAAAUGGUGAGGCAAGUCAGCCAGUACAGGCCGGGGCGGGGCCGAACGACACCCACAAUUAAAGAUGAACUUUGAGUGAACUAAUUUAUCUGAGGGAGGAGAAGGUAGCAGGCUGCCCGCAGUCCCGGCAGCCUAUAAAAGCGCUGGAUGAGCAGCCCGGAGUCUCCACAGCUGACAGAGCUUCACCUGAACGGCGUCACUUCUCCAACAGCACUGAGCCGCUACAACAUGGCUCUGAGCACACUGCUGGCCACCUUUCUGUGCACCAUCGUGCUUCCCAUCUUGUUGUUUCUGGUUGCGCUGAAGCUGUGGGAGGUCUACAUGAUCCGAGGCAGAGACCCGAGUUGCCCCAGCCCGCUGCCCCCCGGAUCCAUGGGCUUACCUUUCAUUGGAGAGACGCUGCAGCUCAUCCUCCAGAGGAGAAAGUUUCUGCGGAUGAAGCGGCAGAAGUACGGUUACAUCUACCGCACACACCUCUUCGGGAACCCCACGGUGCGCGUGACCGGAGCGGAUAACGUCAGGCAGAUUCUGCUGGGGGAGCACAGGCUCGUGUCCGUGCAGUGGCCCGCUUCUGUGCGCACCAUCCUGGGCUCGGACACACUGUCUAACGUGCACGGAACCCAACACAAGACCAAGAAAAAGGCCAUCAUGCGGGCCUUCUCCAGGGAGGCUCUGGAGCUCUACAUCCCCAUCAUCCAGGAGGAGGUGCGGGCUGCAGUGAAGGAGUGGCUGGCCAAGGACUCCUGUGUGCUGGUUUACCCAGAGAUGAAGCGGCUGAUGUUCCGCAUAGCCAUGAGGAUCCUGCUGGGCUUUGAGCCGGAGCAGAUCAAGACCGACGAGCAGCAGCUGGUAGAAGCUUUUGAGGAAAUGAUCAAGAAUCUGUUCUCUCUGCCCAUUGAUGUGCCAUUCAGCGGCCUGUACAGGGGUCUGAAGGCGAGGAACUUCAUCCACUCCAAGAUAGAGGAGAACAUCAAGAAGAAGGUGCAGGAGUCCGACAAGGAGUCCAAACACAGAGACGCUCUGCAGCAGCUCAUAGACAGCAGCAAGAAGAACGGGGAACCGUUCAGCAUGCAGGCCAUUAAGGAGUCUGCUACAGAGCUGUUGUUUGGGGGCCAUGAAACCACUGCCAGCACAGCCACCUCUCUGGUCAUGUUCCUGGGCCUGAACCUUGAAGUUGUGGAUAGACUGAGGCAGGAACUGAUGGACAAGGAGGAGCAGGGGAUGGACCUCCAGAGUCUGAAAAUCGAGUCCUUGGAGCAGUUGAAAUACACCGGCUGUGUCAUUAAAGAGACUCUGAGGAUAAACCCUCCUGUUCCGGGAGGCUUCAGAGUGGCCCUCAAGACCUUUGAACUCAGUGGUUACCAAAUUCCCAAAGGCUGGAACGUCAUCUACAGCAUCUGUGACACCCAUGAUGUGGCAGAGAUCUUCCCCAACAAGGAAGACUUCCAGCCGAAUCGCUUCAUGACCAAACCCUCUGCUGACUCCUCCAGGUUCCAGUACAUCCCGUUCGGAGGGGGCUCCAGGAUGUGUGUGGGGAAGGAGUUUGCUAAGGUCCUGUUGAAGAUCUUCCUGGUGGAAGUGGUCACAAAGUGUCACUGGACUCUUUUAAAUGGGCCACCCACCAUGAAAACGGGACCUACUGUCUACCCUGUGGACAAUCUGCCAACCAAGUUUACCAGCUAUGUACAAAAUUAAACGGCGAUGAUGAGGGGUCAUUUUUCCUAAAAGCUGUGUAGAGUGAAGUUUCCCCAAAAGUCUUGAAUCAUCUGUUUUGUCACCAACUCCACAGGGGAACUACAGUGUAAUCAAGGUACUUGGGGAGUUUUUGGAUGCACUCAGGUGCUCUUAGGAAACGGAUCAAAGGCUGCAUUUACACAUUAACAGAAAAUAUGUUUGUAAUUCUAAUCUUUUGGACUUGUGUCAGUGUGGAUUUUUUGGCAUGACUUAAAUUGUACAUACUGUAGAUGAAUUAAGAACAUAUUUUACAUUUUAUAUUAUGAUAAUACUGUGUGUGUUUGCUAAGAUAUGAGCAAACUAAACGAGAGGCACUAUACACAGACAUGGAACACUUUAAUCAGCUCAGAGGUGUAUCUAUAGGAUUAUGUACAUAUGUAGAGUCUGUUUAUAUAACUUUUAUAUUUUACCCCAACUUAUUUAAGUGACUUAUGUUGUAUUGUAUGGACUUUUUAUUUAAUAAAACUUUGCAGAGAA